CCCACUUCGAAAACCCCAUAGAACCAAAAAAAUACCGUGAAUUUCGCGUCGUAUUAGGAUCUGACAAAGUUCACGGUCAAAAUACUAUUUGUGAAUACUAGAAUUUUUAGAAUUACGCGUAUCACUUGCAAAUGUCGAAUCGCUCUCUCCGCGAACGCGCGUGUGCUAACUCCGGUGCAUUUUCUUAGUGUAAAGUGCAGCGAUGGCCUCGAAGGUACUCGUGCCUGGAGUGCCUUUCGCUUCGCUCCAGGGAAAGGUGACAAAGACACCUGUAGAGCAACAUGGCAGCGGGCUGUACAUCAGUGGAGGUGACCCAGUCGCGAGGAUCGCCCACCUCGAGCACAGCGUUCGGUUCCUGCAGGAGCAACACCGCCUGAUGCUCAGUGGCCUUCAUGCCGAAAUCGAGUCAUUGCGAGAGAGAAAUAGAGACUUACAAUUUCAACUGAUAUUCAACAAAGAGCCUGCGAAAAAUAGCUCGACUAGUGAUGAAAACGAAAACCUGGUGUCAUCUCUGCGACGAGAGGUUGAGCGGUUGGAAAGGGAGGCAGCAGCAGCUCGAGCUGAAGCUACAGCCUGCUCCCACGACUUAUUGGGGCUGCAACGCCUUGUCGACGAACAGGCCAACAAGCUGCGGUCUCUAGAGGAGGAAGCAACGGAAAGUGAGGAAGGGGAAAGCGCUGGGGCUCUACGCGCGCGGCUGGGCGAAGCAGAGCGGCUGGUCCGGAGGCUUCGAGCGGACGCCGAGCGGCAGCGCAGAGAGGUACUCGGGGGCGCGGGCGUCACCAACCUACUGUUCGACGGCGCGCCCGCACACCACGCGCACUUGCAGUGUAUGAAAAGCUCGCUGAUGCGCGCAGGCGCAGUCGACGCAUUUGGCUUUCCCACUAUGCCAGCCCCAUACCUCCAUACAGCAGAUUUUUGGAGAGAGCCUUUGAGAGAAGAGUACAGCAUGCGAGGUGGAGGACGACAAAGACGACCCAACACACUUCCAGCACUCGCAGUCCUACCACAGCAGCCCCGCCCACCCGCAUAUGCUCACAGCUAUUUCACAGAUUUGCGAGCGCGGGGAUAUACAGAAAGAGUAAAAAAGUCGCAAACACUGAACGGAGAGUCCUAUACUGGAAAGAGCCCGGAAGAGACAGAUCACCCACGAAUAAAUCCAGUUAUAACAGAUAAUUUACAGAAAAUCAACCCUGAGGCCACAUAUCCCGAAUUAAAAAUUGUGGUCACUAAAAUAAUUCCACACGGAAAUGUUAACACAUCGUCGUCGCUAACGGGCGCGCGGCCGCGAGCUCGUCGCACGCACCGCAAACACGCAUCCGAGCACACGUAAUGCAACGGAGUGCCCUCUCACAAAUAUAGCUUUUGUUUAUCAUCGGUGAAAGUAUGAAACUUGAACGUUUGACAAAGUGCUGCCAAAUUUUAAAACGUGUUAGCUUUAUAAGGGGUUAUUUUGUGUCAGUGAUUGAGAAUGCCUUUUCGCAAGUAAAGCACUGAUAUGGAAUUCAAGACGAAUGUAAUAAUUAUUUCAUUUACUGUAAAAUUUAAAUUUUAUUAUCUGAUUCCAUUUUAGUGGCGUGACAGCUAAAUGCCCUUCCAAAUAUCCUUCCAUUCGAAGCUCUAUUGAAUUUUGAACAUUAUCAAUAUCCGAACGACAUUUUGAAUAAUAUAUACCUAUUGCUAUUUAACGUUACAUUAUACGAAAAAAUUAUAUGUUAAGUCAUAGUACAUAUACUAAUAUGUAUAUUUGUAUGGGGAACAUAUUAUAUUUCAUUGCAUUGCUAAAACAUAAAAUUUUAACUCUGGACCGCGUUGGGAAUACCCUUAUAUACACAUUAAGUUGCUGUGUGGUCUGAGUAAUACAAUUAUGUAAAAUAGUAUAUAAAUAGGCUGUGAUUUGUACCUACUUAUAUAAAAACACGUACUUGUUAUUCCAAUACGUAGUGGGCGAUCAAUAUAAUGUAGUAAUUGCACAAAUAACACGGUUUUAUUAUAUUAAAUUAGAGAUUGAAGUCAAUUGACACCAGUUUUAAUAAACGUUUUAUCAAUAAUUGGAUUAAUAAGUAGACUGAAGUAGAUAAUAAUGCAAUCGGCAAGUUAUUGAAAGGAAGUCACUGUCUGGAAAAAAAAGAUGUCGUUAGAUGGCGCCUCUAGCUCUUAUGCAGUCAAUAGCAAAAUAGAUGGUAUGUAACUGUGAUUUGAUUAUUAUUUGUGCCUCACGGAAGCAAUACAAUUUUGAAUAGGUACGUCGCAAUCCAUCACACAUUGUAAUCGUCCUGUGCAUUUUGCUGUAGUUUUUGCGCAAGGCACCGCCUUAAAAAAUAUAAAGUAAUGUUAUAUACCCUCUAAAGAAAUAAGACAAUUUCAUAUAAAUAUUUUGUUCCAUUUUCGAUGGUAAUACUAUUCUAAUCUACGCUCCAAACAAUGAACAUUUGUUAAACAUCAUAGUAACAGUACCAAGGACGUUGUUUAAAUCUAGUCUUCUAUUUAGCUGCAUUUGUGAGAGUGAUGACGUAAUCUGAACACUAUUCUGUAGCCUUAUUUCAUAAUCGUAAAUAAUUAUUAAUUACUUAUAUAAUAAAUGAAUUAUAUUUACUGUC
Messenger RNA from Pieris brassicae (large cabbage white), 2600 nucleotides. RefSeq lists its product as uncharacterized. The transcript is spliced from 10 exons. NCBI's taxonomy places the organism in Eukaryota, Metazoa, Arthropoda, Insecta, Lepidoptera, Pieridae. Bases 203 to 1333 code for a protein of 376 amino acids. The record is from RefSeq and is a predicted model, not a curated record.